AUGGCCAUUAGAACUCAUAAAUCAUCACAGGGAGCCCCAUGGCUUCCAUGUUUGCUUAUUCUAUUGCUCUUCAUUACGUUCACUUGUGCUUCACCACCAACGAGACCGAGGCUCGGUGUACUAGGAGGACACAAUAAUCCAAAAUAUAAUGUACACAACCCAUCUCUAACUGCAUCUGACUCAAAAAAAGAUUAUCAAACGUUCUAUUUUGAUCAACCAAUCGAUCACUUCAACUAUCAGCCCGUAAGCUACAACACUUUCCGGGAAAGAUAUGUCGUGAAUUUUAAGCAUUGGCGUGGCGCCAAGGCAGCUGCUCCCAUAUUUGCAUAUCUUGGAGAGGAGUCUUCCAUAGACGAUGAUCUCGGUGUUAUAAAUUUCAUGCCAGAGAAUUGUCGCAGGUUUGGUGCUUUGGAGCUGUACAUAGAGCAUCGCUUCUAUGGUGAAUCAAUCCCUACUGGAUUUACAAGAGAAGAAACAUUGAAAAAUGCUACCAUUCGCGGAUACUUUAGCUCAUCUCAAGCUCUGGCAGAUUAUGCAGAAGUAAUUAGAAGCUUGAAGAAAAAUUUAUCAGCUGAGUCCUCUCCAGUUAUAGUCGUUGGAGGAUCUUAUGGUGGAAUGCUUGCAACAUGGUUCCGCCUAAAGUAUCCUCAUUUUGCAAUGGCUGCAUUUGCCUCUUCAGCACCCAUUCUUUACUUCGAGGACCUCGUACCACAUAAUUCAUAUCCUGUUGUUGUUACCAAGGACUUUCAGGAGGCUAGUUUGAGCUGCUAUAAUACCAUAAAGCAGUCAUGGUCUGAGAUCGAUAGAGUUGCUAAUCAAUCAAAUGGUCUUUCCGAACUCAGCAAGAAAUUCAAACUUUGCAAGCCAUUGAAGGAUGCAUCCGACUUAAAGAAUUACUUGAACACUCUGUAUUCAUCUUCAGCUCAAUAUGAUAGACCUCCAAAGUAUCCAGUGACUGUUGUCUGCAGAGGUAUUGACGGAGGAGCCAAUGGAACCGACAUUCUUGGCCGAAUUUUCUCCGGAAUUGUUUCUUAUUAUGAGAAAAAUAAAGAGUGCUAUGAUUUAGGUGAUUUCUUUUCAACAGAAACACUGAGUGGUUGGGACUGGCAGACAUGUAGUGAAUUGGUUACACCAAUUGGGAAUGGCCCGAAUGAAACCAUGUUUCCUGCAUCACCAUUUGUUUACGAAGAAUAUAGGGACUACUGCGUGAAUAAAUUUGGAGUCGAACCUAGGCCCACUUGGAUCACAACUAAUUAUGGUGGUUACCAUAUAAAAAGGGUUCUCCAGAGGUUUGGUAGCAACAUCCUCUUCUCCAAUGGCCUACGUGACCCUUAUAGCAGUGGAGGGAUAUUGGAGAACAUAUCAGAUAGUAUACUUGCUGUGUUUACAAAAGAAGGGUCUCAUUGCCUUGACAUAGUGCCAGCUGCAAGUGCAAACGAUCCAAAGUGGUUGAUCGCACAACGAAAACAAGAAGUUAGGAUAAUCGAACGAUGGUUUAACGAGUACUACGAUGAGUUGCAUAAGUUUGGUUAG
Molecule: messenger RNA, 1533 nt
Organism: Quercus robur (English oak)
Lineage: Eukaryota; Viridiplantae; Streptophyta; Magnoliopsida; Fagales; Fagaceae
Exons: 9
Coding region: 1-1533 (510 amino acids)
Biological process (GO): proteolysis
Molecular function (GO): dipeptidyl-peptidase activity; serine-type exopeptidase activity
Source: RefSeq, a predicted model, not a curated record